Messenger RNA from Macrosiphum euphorbiae (potato aphid), 297 nucleotides. The record is from the annotation of a GenBank genome assembly. NCBI's taxonomy places the organism in Eukaryota, Metazoa, Arthropoda, Insecta, Hemiptera, Aphididae.
AUGUAUGGGAUUAGGCAAAUGUGCAAUAUAUAUUUUUCCAAAAGGAACAGAGAAAAAAUUGAAGCUUCCAAACAGAGAGAAAAAGAAGAGAAAGAAAAGGAGGAAGAGGAGAAAAAAAAGCAGAUCAUGGAGAAAAAAAAGGAGGAAGAGGAGAAAAAAAAGCAGAUCAUGAAGAAAAAAAAGGAGGAAGAGGAGAAAAAAAAACAGAUCAUGAAGAAAAAAAAGGAGGAAGAGGAGAAAAAAAAGGAGAUCAUGAAGAAAAAAAAGGAGGAAGAGGAGAAAGUAAAAAAUAAAUGA